GCAGCGAGGCGGCACAGAGCGAAGGGGCGGGCCUUCCUACAGCAAGUCAUCACUGAUUGGCUUACCAGGCCCCCCCGCUCUCUUUGGAUUGGCUAUGAGACUUCUCUUCCCGCCCCUCUCCCCCUGCGCGUGCGCAAUAAGAAACCCGGGAAAAGGAAAAAAAAAAAGGUGUAGCAGGCAAGAUGGCGGCUGCCCCGGCGGGUGUAGGCCGCCUAGAGGAAGAAGCGCUCCGGAGGAAAGAACGGCUGAGAGCUCUACGGGAGAAAACGGGGCGUAAGGACAAGGAAGAUGGGGAACCAAAGACCAAGCAGCUCAGAGAAGAGGAGGAGGAAGGCGAGAAGCACAGGGAACUGAGGCUGCGCAACUAUGUCCCGGAGGAUGAGGAUCUGAAGAAGAGAAGGGUGCCCCAGGCCAAGCCUGUUGCGGUGGAGGAAAAGGUGAAGGAGCAGCUGGAGGCCGCCAAGCCCGAGCCUGUCAUUGAAGAAGUGGACUUGGCCAACCUGGCUCCCCGGAAACCUGAUUGGGACCUCAAGAGAGACGUGGCCAAGAAGCUGGAGAAACUUGAAAAGAGGACCCAGAGAGCCAUCGCCGAGCUGAUCCGUGAGCGGCUAAAGGGCCAGGAGGACAGCCUGGCCUCGGCCGUGAGUGCCACCACCGGGCAAGAGGCCUGCGACUCCGACUGACCCGGCCCGGAGGAGGAGGAGGAGGAACUGCAAGCCAGCCCCUUGGGGAGUGGGGGGGGGCAGCUUGUCUGCUGACGGUCCCCAGCUACCCCAGCGUGCCU
Messenger RNA from Perognathus longimembris pacificus (Pacific pocket mouse), 784 nucleotides. Its product is annotated as coiled-coil domain-containing protein 12. The transcript is spliced from 7 exons. The coding region runs from base 183 to 683 and encodes 166 amino acids. The record is from RefSeq and is a predicted model, not a curated record. NCBI's taxonomy places the organism in Eukaryota, Metazoa, Chordata, Mammalia, Rodentia, Heteromyidae. Gene Ontology annotation, cellular component: post-mRNA release spliceosomal complex; U2-type spliceosomal complex.